Messenger RNA from Aspergillus steynii IBT 23096, 1045 nucleotides. RefSeq lists its product as uncharacterized. The transcript has a single exon. The record is from RefSeq and is a predicted model, not a curated record. Bases 321 to 848 code for a protein of 175 amino acids. NCBI's taxonomy places the organism in Eukaryota, Fungi, Ascomycota, Eurotiomycetes, Eurotiales, Aspergillaceae.
UCUGGCGGGCUGGAAGGAAUCCAUCGCACUAACCGGCCCUCGAGCCAAUGGCCUCCGCCCGUCCUAAGAAUAACCUCCGCCCAAAAGGAAAUUGGGCCGUAUUUCUGGCGGGUUGGGAGAGUGGGAAGGAUUUCUGACUCUGAUGGACUGGGUCCCCAGCUCGAUAUCCCGUGGGUUUUUUAAUUUCUCCAAUCCGGAUUUCGGGGGUUUUAGUUUGUCUCUGCCGCGCGUGUGUGUGCGGAACUUAUCUCAAGAGAGUAUGGUGAGAGAGUGAGACCCUCGAGAGGACCGUAUGAUUCCAGUGUUUUGGUUGGAGCUCCAUGCCCAUCAGCGGAGGGGGAAUCCUCGACUCUGCAGCGCUGGGAAGGAUGGGAAGGAUGUACGACGACCGUAAUUUUGGGCGAUCCCCAUUACCAUUACUGCGUACCACUUCGCAGCUCCUCUGUAUUCGUUCUAGAAAUUCCAUCCGCAUUCCUGCAGCGACUGACUUGGCAACACGUUGGGUGGACGCGGUUUGCCCUCAGGGGUGGCAACCAACCACUGACGUCGCCUCCCACCACUCGCGGAAGUUUGGGUCCUAUGAUGUGAUAAGUGAGGCCGAACUCUCCCCCUCCACCACGAAAAUCUUUCUCUCGGUGAUGCAUUAUGAGAUAAUCGGCUUCUGGGGGGAGGCAUGGGCGCUUGGAGGUGGCAACAAUCUGUGCAACGUCGCCUUUCUAUUUAUUUAUUUAUUUUGGAUUUGGUUUGUGCAGCAGCGGGCAGCCUCUCACAACGUCGAGUCCUCGAUAGUGUUAAUAUCUUCUCGUUCCGGGGUAAGGUCGAUCAUUUCUCGGCUUCCGUUUCGAUGAUUCGAUCUGAAUUAAUUUCCCUGGGGAUUAUUUGCUUUUCUGCGAGGGACUUUGGAUGGUUGUGUGGACUGGGUGGAUGAGGAAAGUGGGUAAGACUAAGGACUAAGGAAGGGCCUGCGGAAUGACCGACUGAUUAUCUAAUCGGCUGCCUGGCUGCCUGAGGCCACGGCGCACUGCAAAUCCCGCCUCGCCGAUUC